UUAUUAGCCGAGCAAAUGUGUUCGUAUUUUUUAAUUAGAUAAGUUUGUUUUAAAAUCAUAUCGGAUGGUUAUUGUAAAGAAAUCCCAUGAAAAAGAAUUAACUUGUUUGGGAACAACUCUGAACCUGUCUUACUCUACCGCACGCUUCAAAAUUACCUAUAUUAGUGUAAGCUGGCCAUAGUAGUUUAAAACCGUUUGAGCAUCGUGUUGAAAGUGCGAAAACAUGCAGUAUUUUGCAAUGGUUUUUUUAUUUAGUGCCCUAUUCGUCGGCGGUUUGGCCGGAUAUUCAGCAUCAGAUUCUGAAAAUGAGUUAGGUCAAGGCACAGGCGGUUCGACAUCGUAUGGCUAUUCUGGAAGCUAUUCUGGAGCUGGGAUCCCUAAUGGAAAUACUCCCAUUCCUUUCUUUCCACAAUGGGACUUCUCUGGAUAUUUGUCGAAAUAUUUUGAAUCUCUAAGUAAACAUCACUUAGAGUUCAUGAAAGACGGUGGUGGUGCUUUUUCUUUUUCGCAUGCUUCCUCUAGCCCUAAUUCGAAGGCUCAAGCGCACUCUUCAAUAACCUUUAGUAGCGGCUAUAGAAAUGGAUUAGAAAGGCAAGCUCAAACAGCGUUAGCCCAGGCACAAGCUCAGGGACAAGGUCAAGCGGCUCAAGGACAUCCGGAAGUGUUUAGCUUGGGAAAUCGAGGUGGAUUUGUUGGUGGUUACGGAGGAGGUUUUGCUGGACCAGACGGUAGUGGAUUUUCGUUCGCUGGACCGAUUGGAGGUGGUGCUGGCACCGGCCCAGGUCUAGAUGGGUCAGCGUUGGCGAGCGGUUCCAUAGGACCCGGAGGAGUUCAACAAACUGCCGCAGUAUUCCCGGAAAAUCCAAAUGCACCAAAUAUCAAUACACGUUUUGGAUCCGAAGGGGGUGAUGGAAGUGGGUUCAAAAGCGUAUUCACUUCCAGCAAAAGCGUCACCACCAAUGUGGACGGAAAACCUCAAACUUUCCGCGAGGCCUCCACUACGGUCAACGAUAACGGGAAAGUCACUACAUACACAGCGAAGAAUCCUUAAAAAUAUGCGCUUUUUGGAAACGGGACCUUAGUUUUCAGGUCCCCAAGCGGAAAUAUUGUUUUAAUCGUCUAUGUUAAGUGAUAUAAAUUAGAAAUUGGAAAGAAUGGAAAUGAUAUUUCGUUCUCUUGUGGUUUAAUGAAUAAGAUUUUGAAUAAAAAAAGUUCU
Cylas formicarius (sweet potato weevil) is the source of this 1216-nucleotide messenger RNA. Its product is annotated as keratin, type I cytoskeletal 9. The transcript has 5 exons. Lineage: Eukaryota; Metazoa; Arthropoda; Insecta; Coleoptera; Brentidae. Bases 224 to 1051 code for a protein of 275 amino acids. The record is from RefSeq and is a predicted model, not a curated record.